CGAGUGACUUUCCCAGCCCGGCACGGAGCAUCGGGCGCAUUUCUCCUCGGAGGGGCGGCUUAAGCGCGAUGCCCAGGUGGCUCUCCGGUGCCGGAUCGCGGCAUCUGAUGCCUCCCGCUCGCCUCCUUCGUGCCGUCGCCUUCUUGCUCUUGGUGCAGGGCCCCGGGGCGCACGGCCUCGGCCUCUACUCGCCCGAUGACCCGCUGGUGGAACUGGACACCGAUACGCUGGAACGCCGCAUCUUCAACUCCAGUGGCGUGUGGGUGGUCGAGUUUUACGCCUCCUGGUGCGGCCACUGCAAAGCUUUCGCCCCGCUUUGGAAAGGCUUGGCCAACGACCUGAAGGACUGGAGACCUGCUGUGAUGCUGGGAGCUAUAGAUUGUGCUGAUUUUUCCAAUAAGAACAUCUGUUAUAAGUUUGGAAUAAAGAGCUACCCUACUGUGAAGUUUUUCAAGGUGUCCUCCCAAAAACCUGAGGAUGGCGUACAAUUCAACAAGUAUGAAAAAACCAUUGAGUCUCUAAGAGGGACCAUAAUCACUUUAAUGGAGAUACAUGGAGAUACAUGGCCUUCUGCCAGCCCACCUUUGCGCCCAACAAGUGUGACAGAACUUCGUGAUUUCUUUCUGGUAAACAACGUGACUUAUUUGGCCUUGAUAUUUGAGAAGGACGACUCCUUUCUGAGCAGAGAGGUAGCACUGGAUAUGUCUCAAUUUGAGAAUAUUGCAGUAAGGCGAGUCCUGCAGAGCAAUGAAGAGCUAGUGAAGCAGUUCAACAUCACUACAUUUCCAUCGGGCCUCCUUGUGACCAAUAAUGGUUCUUGCAGAAGCAUCCCUGGGCUGGAGGACUGGAGAUCCCAGUAUACUAAUUUCCUGCGGAACUUACCUGGGGUCUUUAGACGAGAUGUUUUCAUACCAACGGUGUCCCCCACUGCACAGUCAACAACUGCUUUUACAAUUUGGAAGGUGGCAGACAAGAGAAAGAUAUACAUGGCUGAUAUAGAAUCUGCAGUGCUUUACAGUUUAAGGAUAGAGGCUGCAGUAUUCCCCAGCCUUGAGGGAGAGCGACUCUCUGCUUUGAAGGACUUUGUGUCUGUUUUGGUCCAGCAUUUUGCUGGGCGGUUGGUAGUCAAGAAUUUCCUUUACAACCUGGAUUUAUGGCUGAGACCAAAGACAAUUGUUUUGCAGAGUGAAUGGGAGGAAGCUCUAAAGAAUAAAAAGGAGUUUCCAAAUGCCACAUUACCUGAGAGACCUCACUGGGUGGGAUGUCAAGGAAGCAAGCCUCACUUCCGGGGUUUUCCAUGUGGACUCUGGACUCUCUUCCAUCACCUGACUGUUCAAGCAUCAUGUCAAAAAGAGUCUGCUUCCUCAGGUAUACCUGAAGUUCUUCCUACAAUGAGAGGAUACAUCCGCAAUUUCUUUGGCUGCAGGAUGUGUGCAGAGCAUUUUGAAGGAAUGGCAGCUGAAUCUAUGCAUGAGGUGAAGAACAGGGAUGAGGCUGUGCUGUGGCUUUGGUCAAGGCAUAACAGGGUCAAUGCUCGCUUGGCAGGUACAGCAACUGGUGAUCCCAUGUUUCCCAAGAUCCAGUGGCCUCCCAAAAGCCUCUGUUCUUCAUGCCAUUACACCCCAACUGACAGUUCUUUGCAGGAUGGGAACAAGUUUAUGUGGGAUGAGAAUCGAGUCUUGAUGUUUCUCAAAUGGCAUUUUUCUGAAAAAAAUAUUUACAUGGAUUCUCCCCUGGAGCAUCAAACAAGAAGUGGUCGAAAUGUUGCUCAGCAAAAUUAUGAAGCUGAGUGGAAGCUGGAAGAGGGAGGAAGAAGAGAAGAGAAUGACCAGGGUAAUCAAAAGGAGCCAGAUGAAGACAAGAAGACAGAGCAGCUAGAGACUGGGAAAGUAGAAAAGAAGAAAUUUGAUUUGGGAAAACCUGGUUCUCCAGAGCUGCAUAAACCAAGCAUUGUCAAGAUGAGCACAAAGGCAAAAGAAAUGGUGGAGGAUAUUGUUGAUCUUGAUACAUUUAGUGAGCAGCAUUUUAAGAGCAAAGCUUUGAAGCUGGCAAGACAGAGUAGCAUCAGAGAGAGGCGGACUAAAAGGGACACUCGGCUGUUCCUGAUGGAGAAUGAGGGCCGACACUCACUUGAUUAUAUUAGAGAGUCCCUGAGGCAUAAGAACUUGGGAGCCAAACGGUUCUCUGGCAUCCAAGUGGAAAAGGAGAAUACUUUGAGGAAAAACCGGUGGAUCUAUAUCCUGGGAAUGGGUUUCUCCCGGUUGGAUGUCAGCUUGUGUGUUCUCUUGUAUUUGCUUUCUUCAGUCUGCCUGUUGGGCAUGUACACCUUCUUCCGCAUGCGCAUGAGUUACCGCAAGGCCCGGUUAGGCUACUCAUUGACAUGAAAUCGAGGGAGAGGUACAGUAGCCAUUAGAUAAUGGAAGGAGUAUGUGCAUAUCAGCUUGAUGUGGUGAUCUUUCACUAAACUAACAAUUCCUAUACUGAAUAUACACAGAUGCAAAAAUACACAGAUGAUAUAUUGGUUGUGAAGGGUGCAAAUUAGUAGAGUAUGCUAUUGGAUCUCCUAAAAUGCAUGGAAAUUGCUACUUUUAUAUUUGAAAGAGUACCUAGUGAACAGACAGAUCUGUUUUGUCCCAGUUGCUAGAUCAUUUUUAUACAAUUGUGAUUCUGUACCAGAAUAAAAUAGCUGAGUGUAGUGCCAAAAGAGGCAUGGGGUCAUAUUUCAGAGCACAUGGUGACAGGCUGAUUGUCUGAGGAAUCAGGGGCUCUUUAUUGUUUUUGGUUUUUGGUGGCGGGAGAGCAUUAAAUAAACAGAAAGGAUUCAGAUCUCAUUAGAUAAAUGUAGUAUGAUCCUCUUUUCAAUAGUCAGAAUUCAAUGCAAAUACUGUUGCUGUUUUAAGAAAGAAAAAGCACGAUGAGUUUAGGACCAGCAACAAAGGGGUACUUCUGAAAUCUUUGUGCCUUGUCCAAAUCCUGUAACAUUGUGAAGAAACCUAGAUAUACAAGCAGCCUAAAAUAUUGUGCUGGAAGAUCUCUUGAACACUCUUAAUCUCUUUUCCAAAGCUUCUGUGCCACCAUAAAAUUACCAUUGGUAAAACCAGCCAUACGGUGUUCUUUGCCAAUGGUGAUAAUCAAGCAAAUAAAAAAGAAUUAAGUUCUCCCUUCCAUAACCAUCUAAAAUAUAAAUUGAGGGAGUUUGCUCGGCCUUCUGUA
Messenger RNA from Pseudonaja textilis, 3213 nucleotides. RefSeq names its product quiescin sulfhydryl oxidase 1 (gene QSOX1). The record is from RefSeq and is a predicted model, not a curated record. Gene Ontology annotation, cellular component: Golgi membrane. Gene Ontology annotation, biological process: protein folding. Gene Ontology annotation, molecular function: flavin-dependent sulfhydryl oxidase activity; protein disulfide isomerase activity. Lineage: Eukaryota; Metazoa; Chordata; Lepidosauria; Squamata; Elapidae.